AUGGAGCGAGCUGUGGUGAGAAUCACCCUCAUUGGGCUGAUGGUGGCUUUGGCAGCCACACUACCAAACAAGGACAACUGGAACAUCUACAGCUUCCACAUUAACUCCACAGUCAGUAGCCGCUAUGCCACCACCGUCAUCACAAGCCGUGUGGCAAACCGCAUGGCCGAAUCCAAGGAAGUAGAGUUCCAUGUUCGGAUCCCCAAGAACGCCUUCAUCACUAAAUUCAGAAUGUUUAUAGAUGGCCAGGUGUAUGAUGGGAACGUGAAGGAGAAAGAGCAGGCGCAGAGGCAGUACACCACCGCUGUGUCCCGAGGUCAAAGUGCGGGAAUCGUCAGUUCAGUGGGGAGGACUCUGGAGGAGUUCAAGACCUCUGUCACCAUUUCUGCACACAACAAGGUCACUUUUGAACUCACAUAUGAGGAGCUGAUGAAGCGCACGCUCGGGAAGUACGAGCUGCAGAUCCACGCUCGACCCAUGCAGCCUGUCAAAGACUUCAAGAUUGAUGUGCACAUUCAGGAGAAAGCUGGAAUCAGUUUCCUGGAUGUAAAAGGAGGACUGAGCACUAAUGCCCUGGCUAAUGCCAUCACUCGAACCCAAGCAGACAAGCAGGCCUGGGUGCAUUUCUAUCCUACCGAGGACCAACAGAAAGCAUGUGACAGCUGUGACGAGCAGGGUUUGAAUGGAGAUCUGGUUAUUGUUUAUGACGUCAACAGGAACUCCACACUGGGGGACAUCAUGGUAUCUAAAGGAUACUUUGUUCAUCACUUCGCUCCAUCCAAUCUUUCCCGAAUACCAAAAAAUGUUGUCUUCAUCAUUGAUCGAAGUGGCUCAAUGCAUGGCAGGAAAAUUGAACAGACUCGAACAGCAUUGAUCCACAUUCUGGGUGACCUGGCAGAAGACGACUACUUUGGUCUCAUUACUUUCGAUGAUAAAAUUUUUCACUGGAAACAAGAACUUGUUCAGGCAAACAGUGCAAACUUGGACAGUGCAAAGAAAUUUGCACGACGAAUUUCAGACAGAGGAGGCACUGACAUUAACAGAGCAGUGCUGGAAGGAUCCAAUAUGUUGAAUGCACAUCCCAGAGAAGGCUCAGCAUCUCUCCUCAUACUUCUCACAGAUGGAGAUCCAACCUCAGGAGAGACAAAUAUUGAAAGAAUACAUUCAAACGUAAGACAAGCCAUUGCAGGAAAGUUCCCACUCUAUUGUCUUGGCUUCGGUUUUGAUGUGAAUUUUGAGUUCCUGGAGAAAAUGGCACUUCAGAACAAUGGCGUAGCGCGCCGGAUUUAUGAGGAGUCUGAUGCUGCCAUUCAGCUGAAGGGUUUCUAUGAAGAAGUGGCCACUCCUCUUCUGACCGAUGUAACCAUGUCCUACAAAGGUGGAAGCAAUCUAACCCAGACUGUCUUCAGCCAGUAUUAUAAUGGCUCUGAGAUCGUGGUGGCUGGUCAGAUCGAUGACAACAACAUUGAUUCCUUCAUUCCUCAAGCUGUGGCCAUUACGAGAACUGAAAGAAAGACCUUUUCUGAAACAAACAGCCCAGUGGAGACAAGUGAAACAGUGUCUGAGAACCAAACUCAGAGAGUCUGGGCCUACCUCACUGUCAAACAGCUUCUGCAGAAAGAGCUGCUCAUGUCUGGACCCGAGAAAGAGGAAGUGAAGAAAAAUAUCUUGGAGCUGUCUCUGAAGUACAGCUUUGUGACCCCGCACACAUCCAUGGUGGUCACCAAGCCCCCCGGAGAGACGGCCGAUGUACUGGAUAAACCAAAGGAGGGGAAACAAGAGUCUCGGAUCUGGGGAAAUCCUCUUCAAGGAGCUCUUCCUCCUCCUCCAGCUGCUGCUGCUCCUCUUCCAGGGGCUCCUGGUCCUCGUGGAACUCCUCGUCUGCACAGAUUUUUGAUUACAACUGAAAAUCCAGCUGCUCCUCUGUGCUUUGACGUCCCUGGAGAUCCCUUCAUUAAACUGCUUCACCAUCCCAGUAGAGAGUUGUUUGUAAAUGGGGAGCUCGAUUCAGAAACAACUGGAGUCUUCCAGAAGAUUGUCAUCCACUUUGAAGCUGAUAAAUAUGUUGAGGUUGACGUCAAAGGAGUCACGAUACGAGUGGGAGAGAAUACAACACGACUCACUGGAGACGAUGUGUUCACAAAUGACAGUUUGACGGUGAUCACAAGGUCUAAGGAAAUAGACAUUGCAGCUGGAGACGCACGAAUAGUCAUCAUUGUCCAUGAAAAGGCUGGUAGAGAGUUCCUCUGGCCCGUCAUGAGACAGAAACCAUCGACCACCAACAUUGAGGGACUUUUAGCUCUAAAACCAGCUGAAUAUCAGGAUACAUAUGAUUUUCCUAUCAUAACAAAGAAGAUCAAAGACCAGAAGUUCCCUGUUACACGUGCUGUUGGUGUUCACUACAGCGUCACCCCUCCUGAGACGUUGAUAUGCUGGCUGUCGCCUGCUGACUCUGCCUUGCAGAGACCUCUCAAUGAUUUCUUCGUUGCUCAACUCUGA
Messenger RNA from Salarias fasciatus (jewelled blenny), 2499 nucleotides. Its product is annotated as inter-alpha-trypsin inhibitor heavy chain H3-like. The coding region runs from base 1 to 2499 and encodes 832 amino acids. NCBI's taxonomy places the organism in Eukaryota, Metazoa, Chordata, Actinopteri, Blenniiformes, Blenniidae. The record is from RefSeq and is a predicted model, not a curated record. The transcript is spliced from 18 exons.